Scomber scombrus (Atlantic mackerel) is the source of this 1491-nucleotide messenger RNA. Its product is annotated as nuclear factor 7, ovary-like. The transcript has a single exon. The record is from RefSeq and is a predicted model, not a curated record. The coding region runs from base 100 to 1491 and encodes 463 amino acids. Gene Ontology annotation, molecular function: protein binding; zinc ion binding. NCBI's taxonomy places the organism in Eukaryota, Metazoa, Chordata, Actinopteri, Scombriformes, Scombridae.
AAGUGAAAGUAACUUUUUAGAGGAAGGAAUGAAACCCCACCACACUGAGCUGUUUGAGCUGUCUGACUGUUGAGAGGUUUGUUUUACUCACAAAGGAUUAUGGCUUCCUGUUCAGAGGAGGAUCUCUGCUGUUCCAUCUGCCAUGACAUCUUUAAAGAUCCUGUCCUCCUGUCAUGUAGCCACAGCUUCUGUAAAGCCUGUCUGCACAGCUGGUGGAAAGACAAACAAACUCAGGAGUGUCCGCUCUGUAAGACGUCUUCAAAGUUUGAACCAGCUUGUAACUUGGUGUUAAAGAACCUGUGUGAGGCCUUCUUACUGAAGAGAGAUCAGAGAGCUUCAUCAGGGUCUGAGGCUCUCUGCAAUCAGCACUUUGAGAAUCUCAGACUGUUCUGUCUGGAUCAUCAGCAGCCAGCGUGUCUCGUCUGCAGAGACUCUAAAAUACACACUAACCACACAUUCAGACCCAUCGAUGAAGUUGUAAAAGAUCUAAAGGAGGAACUCCAGAAAUCCCUGAGACCUGUAAAAGAAAAACUGAAGCUCUUUAAUAAAGUUCAACAAGACUGGACUCAAACAGCAGAACACAUCAAGGUCCAGGCUCAAAACACACAGAGGCAGAUUAAGGAGCAGUUUAAGAAGCUCCACCAGUUUCUAGAAGAGGAAGAGGAAGCCAGGAUGGCUGCUCUGAGGGAGGAAGAGGAAAAGAAGAGUUGCAUGAUGAAGGAGAAGAUGGAGGCUCUGAGCAGAGAGAUAGAACUUCUUUCAGACACAGUAAGAGCCACAGAGGAGCAGCUGAGAGCCGCAGACGUCUCCUUCCUGAACAACUACAAGGCUGUAGUGGAAAGAGUCCAGCAGCACCCCCUGCUGGAUGAUCCACAGCUGCUCUCAGGAGCUCUGAUAGAUGAGGCCAAACAUCUGGGCAACCUGACCUUCAACAUCUGGAACAAGAUGAAGGAGAUGGUUUCCUACACUCCUGUGAUUCUGGAUCCAAACACUGCUGGAUCAGAAUUGAUCCUGUCUGAUGAUCUGACCAGUGUGAGAGCUGGAGAGGAACAGCAGCUUCCUGACAAUCCAGAUAGAUUUGCCAGACCCUGCUCUGUUCAAACCUCUGAGGGCUACAACUCAGGGACACACAGCUGGGAUGUUGAAGUUGGAGAGAACACAUGGUGGGAAGUGGGUGUGUUAGAGGAGUCUGUCCAGAGGAAGGAAGACAUAGUCUCUGGAUUAUGGAGUAUAGAGUUUUUUGUUUAUAAAUACAAAGCAUUCUCCUCAUCAGAGGAAGGCACUGAUGUCCCACUAAGUAGAAAUCCUCAGAGGAUCAGAGUGCAUCUGGACUGGGACAGAGGAAAACUGUCAUUCUCUGAUCCUGACACCAACACACACAUACACACCUUCACACACACUUUCACUGAUAAGAUGUUUCCAUAUAUUUGUACUGCAGAUACAAAUCCUCUUAAAAUACUACCAGUGAAAAUCUCUGUGACAUUGAAGUAG